UCUCAAUGUCCACAGGAGAUACGAGGCCUGUGACAAGCUUCUGCGCUGGGGGUCUGCUGUUAAAAUCCAGCUCCAUCUUCUUUAUCCUUUGGGAUAACGAUGACCAAACCGACAAGAGCAUAAUCUACACACUCUAAGCUUUCUCCUGAUCACAAUAUUGUGAUAUUUCGGAUUUAAAUAUAUUAGAAAAGGAAUGGUGAAAAGUGAACUCCGUCGGAAGAAUCCGAAUUCUCUUCAGGGACUCGGGGGGGUUGGGGUCGCAUAAAGAUACAUAGGAUCGCAGCAGUUAAACGACGCGUAAAAAUAUUAAGGUAAACGUGGAUUUAAAGGCCAACGGUAUCUGGUUUUAUAGAAAUUAGCUGAAAUACAAUCAAGGGACUCGUCCGAGAGACACCAAUACACAGCGAUGGAGCUACGAGUUGGAAACAGAUACAGACUUGGUAGAAAAAUUGGAAGUGGAUCAUUUGGAGACAUUUAUCUGGGCACAGACAUUUCAGUUGGAGAAGAAGUGGCCAUCAAACUGGAAUGUGUGAAGACGAAGCACCCACAGCUCCACAUUGAGAGCAAGAUUUACAAGAUGAUGCAGGGUGGAGUUGGCAUUCCUACUAUAAAGUGGUGUGGUGCAGAAGGAGAUUAUAACGUGAUGGUGAUGGAGUUGCUCGGCCCCAGUCUGGAGGAUCUCUUCAAUUUCUGCUCCAGGAAGUUCAGCCUGAAGACUGUCCUGCUGUUGGCUGAUCAGAUGAUUAGCCGCAUUGAGUACAUCCACUCCAAGAACUUCAUUCACAGAGAUGUAAAGCCGGAUAACUUUCUGAUGGGCUUGGGAAAGAAAGGAAACCUGGUCUACAUCAUUGACUUUGGUCUGGCCAAGAAAUACCGUGACGCACGAACACACCAGCACAUUCCCUAUCGAGAGAACAAGAACCUGACGGGCACUGCACGUUACGCAUCCAUCAACACACAUCUUGGCAUUGAGCAGUCUCGGCGGGAUGACCUGGAGUCUCUCGGUUACGUGCUGAUGUACUUCAACUUGGGCUCGCUGCCUUGGCAGGGACUGAAAGCCGCCACCAAGAGACAGAAGUAUGAGCGUAUCAGUGAAAAGAAGAUGUCCACCCCCAUUGAAGUUCUCUGCAAGGGCUACCCAUCUGAAUUUGCUACGUACCUCAACUUUUGCCGAUCACUGCGAUUUGAUGACAAGCCAGACUAUUCGUAUUUGAGGCAACUCUUCAGGAAUCUGUUCCACAGACAGGGCUUUUCCUAUGACUAUGUGUUUGACUGGAACAUGCUUAAAUUUGGCGCCAACCGUACAGCAGAGGAGGCAGAACGUGAGAGGAGAGAGCGAGACGAGCGGAUGAGGCACAGCAGGAAUCCUGCAGCUCGAGGGAUCCCAGCAGCCUCAGGCAGACCCCGCCCCACACAGGACGGAGCUCCGCCCACACCCCUCACCCCCACCUCUCACACAGCAAACACAUCCUCACCGAGACCGGUCACUGGCAUGGAGCGCGAACGGAAGGUCAGCAUGCGGCUUCAUCGUGGCGCCCCAGUGAACGUGUCGUCCUCAGACCUGACGGGGCGACAAGACACCUCCCGCAUGUCCACAUCACAGAAUAGCAUUCCUUUCGAUCACCACGGCAAGUAGUUGAUCAUCACAUCCUUGUGCACCAGAUUGUUUCCAUGUCCCAGAAGCCUCCACUUUGCAAUAUGGAGCACGAUGGGCAACCUAACUACACACGGCUGAUUGACAGCUCUCCACCAUCAGCUAAUAGAUAGGGCGUCAGUCUCUUUCUUCUAUUGACCAAACCAAAAUGGUGUAGAACCAACCUGACCUCUUUGCUUCGGGCUCUCUCUCCUCUUCUUCUUAUCUCAUUUUCUCAGAUUUUUUUUAAAUGUUUUCGUGGAAAUGAGAGCUACAGCCUGUUGGGUUGACCAAUCAGAGACUGGAUCAGCCAGCCACACCAUUGUCAUCUCCUGCUUCCUUCCUUCACAGUUCCUCUCUUACACAUUCAGUGCUGCACAACUUUCUCUGGUUCAGGCUCCUCGCGAUUGAGGCUAAUGUAUCGUCUGUGUGGUUUAAAUGUUUCUUUGUAUUCUGAAUUUGCUUUCGUUUUUUAACCUUGGUUAAACAGACGAGUCCGGGUUCACUUUUAAAUGUUUUUUUUUUUUUACUCUAUUUAUUUUUUAAUAUACAUUUUAAUAACCCUCUGUAGCUGGUGAGGUUCCUUUCCCACGGUGAAGCUGGUGGUAUAGAGUGGACUGCCCACAAAGGCUCCAAAAUCUCAGCAUACAUGGCUGGUAGCAAAUGGACUCCACAGCCUGGUUUUCACUCGUGAACGUCCUCCCAGAGAGACCCUGUGAACCUCAACUGUUUGUCUGCUAUAUUGAUCUCUUUAACUGUACAAAACUGCCUCCCCCAUUAUUGUGUCUUCUGUUUCUAAGCUGUGAUAUAACUGUAAAAUAAUCAUGUAAAUGUUUCCAUGCAACUUUUAGAAAGACUAUGAAAUGACCGCAGAUGGUUUGAGUCUGAAAGUUAUCGACAGUUAUUUUUACCCACGUUUUCACAAAGCCACAACAAUGAAGUGCCAGACUUUGGGGGUUUUCUGCAUUCUGAACUUGAUCUUUGACUCUUGAGGGUGAUGUUUUGAAUCAUGGAGAUCUUCUAAAAAGGUUGGUUAUGUUUUGCUGCAAGUUUGUGUUCUGAUGGUUCAGAUGGUGUUUUGGAAGUGAAAAAUCAUUGGAGAUAUCGAAUGUCUUUGCAAAGGUUGAAAGAAUGAAAACAAAUCAAAGUCUUGCUCUGAUGUUUAGUGAUUUUUUUUUUUCCUUCUUUCUUUACAAAAUAUUCCAGCACUGAUGUGGCUUUUCUAAUGCACAUUGAAAGCUGGUCUGGUCAUCUUUUUCACCUGUUAACUUCCUGGAUAAUAUUUUUCAUCUGAUUCUCCCCCAUUUUGAAGCCCAUGGCUGCUUUGAGCUCCACAUACUUUUGUGGAAGUCAUGCCAAUUUGUCAGUCCUGUAGGAAUUUGUAUUACCACCGUAUUUGUGUAUUUUAAACCAUGUAAAUAAAUGAAUUACUUGUA
This is a messenger RNA of Carassius auratus (goldfish), 3069 nucleotides long. Its product is annotated as casein kinase I. The record is from RefSeq and is a predicted model, not a curated record. Gene Ontology annotation, molecular function: ATP binding; protein kinase activity. Gene Ontology annotation, biological process: protein phosphorylation. NCBI's taxonomy places the organism in Eukaryota, Metazoa, Chordata, Actinopteri, Cypriniformes, Cyprinidae. Bases 407 to 1636 code for a protein of 409 amino acids. The transcript is spliced from 10 exons.